GGGCUGAGAACAACCGAGCUGCCGCCUCUCCCGGGGUCCCCCCGGAGCUGCGUGCCCGGGGAGGGGGCUCAGCGCGGCCCCGGGCCCCGGGCCGGGCUGGGGGGGCGCCCCGGGAGGCUGCGGGACGGACUACAGGUCCCGGCAUGCCCGGCCUCGCUCCGCACCUGCCCGGGGAGCGGCUUUUGUUCGCGGCGGGGCCGCGGGAGCGAUGGGCGAGGGCCCCGCGGCCGCCUCCGCGCCGGGAGCAGCGAGCGCGCAGCGGCACCGGCCGGAGAAGGGACUCUGCCUCCUGCCAGCACCUCUCCGGGGGGUCAGGGAGGAAGGUGUGUCCCCCCAUGGCAGCCGGCUCCCCCACGUAACGCCAGCCAAACUGGACACCGCGGGCCCGCAAGAGACGCCCCCCGGCCAGCGCCCACCUGCCCACUGCCUCCUGUCCGGCCCGGCCUCGCCGCUCGCUGCCCUGCCCCACGCUGACCCCGUGCCCCCGGCUGCGGGCAGACGUCGCGAUGCCGCCACCAUCACCGACCUGUGCAGCGGUGGCGAUGUCCCCGAGGUGGAGAUCAUCAGCCUGCUGGGCGAGCAGCUGCCCCGCUACAAGCUGCGGGCGGACACUGUCUUCGGCUACGACCACGACGACUGGCUGCGAGCCCCCCCUGCCCCCCCGGAGCCCGCAGCCCCCCUCACCCCCAAGCAGAUCGCGGAGACCCUGCAGUACUUCCUCCUGUGCACCGAGCGGGCCGUCAGGAUCACCAAGACCUACCACGACAUCGAUGCCGUCACCAACCUGCUGGAUGAGAAAGAGCGGGACCUGGAGCUGGCGGCGCGCAUCGGGCAGUCCCUGCUGAAGCAGAACCGGAGCCUGACGGAGCGCAACGAGCUGCUGGAGGAGCAGCUGGAGUUGGCCAAAGAGGAGAUCGCGCAGCUGCGCCACGAGGUCUCCAUGCGGGACGACUUGCUCCACUUCUACACCACCACCACGGAGGAGAGCGAGCCCACCUCGGCCACCGCCACGCCGCUGCGGCGGCAGGAGUCGUCCUCGUCCCUGCAGCAGUUCUUCCAGUACGACACCUUGCAGCAGAAACUCAAGUGCCUGGAGGAGGAGAACCAGAAGCUUCGCUUGGAGGCCACCAACAUUGCAAUCGAGACCUGCCAGUACGAGGACCAGGAGCACCAGCUGAUGAUCGACUGCGUGGAGCAGUUCUCUGAAGCUAGCCAGCAGGUCGUCUGCCUCUCCGACGAGCUGGCCCGCAAGGCGGAGGACACGGUGCGGCAGCAGGAGGAGAUCAGCCAGCUCCUGGCGCAGGUGGUGGACCUGCAGCAGAAGUGCCGCGCGGUGAGUGGCCCUGUCCCCUGCCCUGUCCCCUGCCCGGUGCUGGGGGGGGGGGGGGGGGGGGCGGGCCCGGCCCCCCCCCCCCCACCCCUGCAGCUGCGGGACCUGCAGGAGAAGUACACCGAGUGUGGUGGGAUGCUGCAGGAAGCCCAGGAGGAGGUGAAGAGCCUGCGCAGCCGCAGCUUCCCCAACAGCACCGUCAGCCGCUACGGCGCGCCCAGCCUGCUGCCCCUGGACUCUCUGGCAGCUGAGAUCAAGGGGACGAUGAGGAAGGGGACAGACGGCUCCUCCUCGGACUACAAGAGCUACCUGCGCGUCUUCGAGACGGUGAAAGCGGUGAACCAGGCGGCCAAAGCCAAGUCGUGCUCCGAGUCUCCCCUGAACGUGCCCAGCUCCAAGCAGAUGUCGGCCGCCCCGUCCGGGGGGGGCAACACCCCCCCCGCCGGCCUCUGUGGCUCAGAGGGCACCCGGGGCGAGGGGUCCGGCGAGGAGCCCCGGGGGGCUGCCCCGGGCCGGCGGGACCUGGAGGCGGCGGUGCAGCGGCUGUCGGCGCGGCAGCAGAGCCAUGCCUCGGAGGAGCGCUCCUUCUUCGAGGCCGAGCGGGAGCGCAAGCUGUGGAGGCUGCGGGACGGGGAGGGCUCCAGCGGCUUCCUCACCCCCAGCGAGAGCGUCCUGUCCACCGGCACCAACCACUCGGGGGGCUCGGAGCUGACCACCGGCUCCGGCUUCUCCCUCGGUUCCCUCACCUACCUGCCCGACAAGCUGCAGAUCGUGAAACCCCUGGAAGGCUCGGUGACGCUCCACCACUGGCAGCAGCUGGCACGGCCCAACCUGGGGGGGAUCCUGGUGCCCCGUCCCGGGGUGCUCACCAAAGACUUCAGGCAGCUGGACAUCGACCUGGAGGAGGUGUACAGCCUCACCGACCUGGAGGAGGACGAGGUGGAGGCUGCCUCCUUCCAGCUGCUCCCUACCUCCACACCCGCCAAAGCCAAGGAGCGCCCCGGGGUGUUCCUCUCCGCUAACAACCUCCCCCAGACCCCAUCUACCUUCACCAUCACCACCUGCCACAUCUUCCACCCCACCACCGAGAUCACCACGGUGACACCCAGUCUGUAUAACGCCGUCGUGCCUUCUUGUGGGCCCAUUGAGAGGCUGAACCUCUGCACCCCCCCACCAGCGCUGCCCAGCCCCGGACCCCCCAGCACCCCCCUGGGACUCGUCAGGCUCCUGCUCGUGCGGGGCAUCUCUGCCUCGGUGCCCUCAGCUGCAUCCUGGUGGCCCCCCUCCCUCCCUGCCCAGGACCCCCGGUGCUCCCUGCAGCCCUUCCCUGGGGCUGGGGGCCAGCAGCGACCCUCGCCCCCCAGCAGCAUCUUCAGCUUGAACCUGGUGGAGAAGCUGCGCCGCCUGGGGCUGGAUAAGGUGGUGGCCAGAGGGGAGCUGUCCUACGCACGAGGGGAGCACAGGGGAGGCCGGGACCCGCCGACGUGAUGGCGCAGCAGAGCCUGCAAGCUUGGGAUGAGAUGAGAUGUGUCCUCCUCCUCUUCAUCUUCAUCCAUGGGGCACAGAGGUGGGACAGG
Messenger RNA from Oxyura jamaicensis (ruddy duck), 2907 nucleotides. RefSeq names its product trafficking kinesin-binding protein 1-like. Gene Ontology annotation, biological process: anterograde axonal transport of mitochondrion; neurotrophin TRK receptor signaling pathway; neurogenesis. Gene Ontology annotation, molecular function: signaling receptor binding. The record is from RefSeq and is a predicted model, not a curated record. Gene Ontology annotation, cellular component: dendrite. NCBI's taxonomy places the organism in Eukaryota, Metazoa, Chordata, Aves, Anseriformes, Anatidae.